This is a messenger RNA of Athalia rosae (coleseed sawfly), 1792 nucleotides long. RefSeq names its product chromobox protein homolog 1. Bases 751 to 996 code for a protein of 81 amino acids. The record is from RefSeq and is a predicted model, not a curated record. Gene Ontology annotation, cellular component: nucleus. NCBI's taxonomy places the organism in Eukaryota, Metazoa, Arthropoda, Insecta, Hymenoptera, Athaliidae. The transcript has 3 exons.
AUUGGAAGAGAAUCCGACCUCCCAGGAAACGGAAGCUGAAAAAUUGACAACUCAGAGCGCGGUGCCUUUGUUAUUAUUAUUGACAUUUUUUAUUUGCUAUUAAAUAGCAAUAUUCACCUGAAUCAUUCCGAUUACCCCAAUCGUUCAGUUUAGAUUGACUACCUUUCAAAUUAAAAUUGUCUCAACAAAAAGAGUUCAGAUUUCUCAACAAUGCCGGAGGCGCCCCGAUCCUGGAUUGCAUCGCAUGCCGUACCCUGUGAUCUUGAAUUGUGAGAUAAAUUCCCGUGUGGUUUAUAUCGGUGUAUAUAAUUUUCAAUUGUGUGCUGUCGGACGGUGUGAUGUCGGUGAUCGGAGGAGCGUGAUACUUUCUACCGGAUGAAAGGCUGUCAAAAAUGAUAUUAACGUAUGUUGCGAUGGCGGGUAAAAUGAUUUAAAAAAUAUUUUUGACACGGUGAGUAAACAACGCUUUCGGAACUGCUCGGUACUAAUCUUCAGUCAGCGUGCUCGGUGACACACGAGUUGUUUAUAAGCUGGAAGGGCGAGAUUUGAACAGAAUAAUGAAAUUAAACCUCAUACUGCAGAUACGUGCAAUCCACAGUUAUAAAAUCAGAAUAUUGGAUACACAGACUAGUUGGGCUAGAGCUCCGAGUAGUUAAGUGCCCUGAAACAAAGAAAAGCGGAGAAAGGACAGUGAGUUUGAAAGUAACUGCAGAAGCUUGUCAAAAGUACAUAUAAAACGUUAUUCACGUCAUGGAUAGAAGACGCAUUGUUGAUGAAACAAACAAAAUACAGGGAUUCAAGCGAUCUUUGGAACCAGAGAAGAUUAUCGGAGUUUCAGACUGCGGUGGCGAGUUGAUGUUUUUGAUGAAAUGGAAAGGAACGAAUGAAACAGAUUUGGUGUCUGCAAAAGAAGCCAACAUUCAGUGUCCCCGAGUUGUCAUCCAAUUUUACGAAGACAGAUUAACUUGGCACCCGACAAAACCUAGCUCAAACUAGGUCGUAUAGAGUUUUGUUUGUUAAAUAUUUUCAAAUGAUCAAAUCAGAUUAAGUAUUGAGAAUGUAAAACAUAGUUUCACAGUGGGGAAAAGAGAAAUCUCAGAACUCUUCACUAUGUUUUAGACGAAUCUCAAAUUAUGAAUUUAAUUGCAAUGAGUGAAACCAAAUACUUAGCGGCAAUGCCUCAACCACCUUCAGACCAGGCUGGUGCGUCUUCGGUGGGAGGGCGAUGCUCCCCUGUUCCACCCAUGUUUCUUCUCGGACGAUUCUAAUUUUCACCGGCCUCAUCUCCCCUGGCCCAAGCGGUACGUUUACUAGCUUCGUCCUUUUAUCCAAAGCACGUGAGCAGCUCAUCCGCAGGUUCUUCUCCUUAGUGCUACCGCCUGAAAAUAAAAGACCGUUAAAAUCAGCGCGAAACACAGCCGCCACCAGACAUCCCAACACUCACCUAAAUCGGCUUGGCACCGGCCGCUUUUGUUUUCGCCUGAAAUUGUUUCAACCGUAGGGUUUGCUCCAAUGGCCAGGAUAGCACAAAGGUUGUGAAGUUUUGAUUACAAAAAAUAUUCAAUAAGUAAUAGUUUUGAUUUGACAUCAAUGGACCAGUCCUUGAUAUCCCCGUCGAUAUCGACUAACCAUUAGUACAUUAUUAGUAUGGUAAUCCACCAUGUGUAUAGCUGCUGCGUGUAUAAAUGUUUCACGGACCAUUGAUUUAUGAAUACCAUAGAUCAAAUUUUAUUAUUUUAUGUAUAGACAAUUACAAAAAUAAGAAUAAAUAUUAAAUAAUUAUAAUAUCAAA